GAUACUGGACAUAGUAUAUGACAAGGUGAGAUGUGGAAGUGUAUUGUGUUAGCUUUGGGCGCCAUCGCAGUAGCCGCUAAUGGCGCAGAAAAGUGGUUGCAAGUUGAAUUAGUAGAUCAGGGUCCCGUGCGUGGGAGGCUAGACCCAGAUGGCGGUCUUUACAGGUUUUAUAACAUCCCUUAUGCCACAGCGCCGACAGGAAGAGACAAAUUUAAGGCGCCUCUGCCUGCUCCAAAAUGGACUGAGCCUUUCGAUGCAAAAGACAGAAACAUUCGAUGCCCUCAGGGUAACGUAUUUGAACCUGAAGACUGCCUUGUAGCUAACGUGUACGUGCCUGAUACAACGGACAAAAACUUACCUGUUGUUGUCUCCAUACACGGCGGAGCUUAUCAAAUUGGCUACGGUACUAACAGAGUUUACAGAAAUUUUGUCCGAGACAAUAAAUUGAUAAUGGUCACAUUUAACUACAGACUCGCGGUACAUGGGUUCUUAUGUCUUGGUACGGAGGAUGUUCCUGGCAAUGCUGGGCUAAAAGACCAAGUUGCUGCGCUUCGUUGGGUUAACAAAAAUAUUGCUAACUUCGGAGGUAAUCCCCAAGAUGUAACCUUAUCGGCCUGCAGCGCCGGAGGUGGCUCCGCAGAUAUGCUAACCCUCUCAAGCAUCACCAAGGGUCUUUUUCAAAGAGCUAUCAUUGGCAGCGGCGUCAGUACUGGCGCGGUUGGGGUACAAAUUGACCCAAUUGAAAACGCUAAAACGUAUGCAAAGUUAUUAAAUUUCAAUGAUGUUGAUAACAUGGAGAGCUUGGAAGAAUUUUACAGGACCGCUUCAUUUGAAACGUUGACAUCGCAAAGUCAACAUAUAACAAACAACGAAGAUGUUGCUAUUUUGUUUAGUCCUUGUGUUGAAAAAGAUGUAGGCCAGGAGAGAGUUAUUACGGAUGCUCCUAUGACUGUUAUAAAAACAGGUAAUUACACAAAGAUACCUCUGCUGUAUGGAUUUGCAAACAUGGAAGGUUUGAUGAGACUUCCUUUCUACAGCGAAUGGAAGGAUAAGAUGAAUGAGAAAUUUUCUGACUUUUUGCCCGCUGAACUGCAUUUUGAAAGUGAAACUGUCAAGGAAGAGGUGGCUCAGCAAGUUAAACAAUUUUACUUUGGAGAUAAGCCAGUGGGUGAUGAAACUAUUUUGACCUAUAUAGACUUCUUUACUGAUGUCUUAUUUGGGUACCCCAUGUUAAGCCAGCUAAGUGCUCGAGUAGAAUCUCUUGGUGAUACCAUAUAUCUGUAUGAAUAUGAGUUUGUGGAAGAGAAAACUCCAUCUAUACUAGAUACUAACGUUAAGGGAUCCGGCCAUUGUGACCAAACUCGAGUGAUUGGAGAUCAACUGAAUGCUUCACCAGAGUUUACAGAAAUGGCGAAUAUUGUCAGACAAUAUUUUGUCAAUUUUAUUAAAACCGGUAAUCCAACGCCACCCGGAUCAGGAUUCGGUACUUGGACUCCAGCGAACGCCAAGCGAACUCCUCACAUGCUGUUGGGUAAUGUGCGACAACUGAGAGAGGAUAUCUUAACAACUGAAGAUGGAAAGGACAGAGGAGCUUUCUGGGAUGGAAUCUAUGCGAAAUACUACCGAGGGCCAGUACUGAUCGCAGCGGACCCUGUACCAGGUGGAACUGUGUCACUUGCUAUCUCAAAAUGUGUUUUAUUCAUCGUGCUCCUAAUAACCCUAAUGUUUAAUAUGUAAUGUUAGAAUGUCUUUCGUAUUUAAGUGAUAUUAAAAUAGUUAAAGCUAAUUUAUGUAUUGUAUAUUGGAAACGUAAUUUUUGAUUGUAGUUCGUACGUUAUGUGGCAAUCAGAUGACUUUCAAUAAAGCAAUUGAUUGAUUGCCGAAACAAUAUAAGGGAACUUACAUUUUCGAAAAAUGUUGUUGUUUUAAAUAGCACUGGAUCUGAAAUAUAUUGUCAAGCUAUCAUCAAGGAAAAUAAAGGGAUAUAAUUGUUCAUGUA
Trichoplusia ni (cabbage looper) is the source of this 1999-nucleotide messenger RNA. Its product is annotated as para-nitrobenzyl esterase-like. The record is from RefSeq and is a predicted model, not a curated record. The transcript has 3 exons. Lineage: Eukaryota; Metazoa; Arthropoda; Insecta; Lepidoptera; Noctuidae. Bases 31 to 1737 code for a protein of 568 amino acids.